This is a messenger RNA of Amyelois transitella, 1390 nucleotides long. RefSeq names its product metallophosphoesterase 1 (gene PGAP5). The record is from RefSeq and is a predicted model, not a curated record. Gene Ontology annotation, molecular function: hydrolase activity. Gene Ontology annotation, biological process: GPI anchor biosynthetic process. The transcript is spliced from 8 exons. Lineage: Eukaryota; Metazoa; Arthropoda; Insecta; Lepidoptera; Pyralidae. Bases 127 to 1296 code for a protein of 389 amino acids.
UUAAAAAAUAUAAACAAAAUAAGGAAGGAGAUUUGCCGUAAAAUUUUAAUUCUAUAAUAUUUUUAAUAAUGUAGACCGCUUGGACUGAAUGCAAUAUGAUUUGAAAAAUAAGUACAUUUCUGUAACAUGGCUUUUCUAUUCCGCCGCUGGCGCCAUAAGUUGUUUUUCAAUGUUAUAGUUAGAUUUGUAGUAGGGCUAUUAUUCAUCUAUUUUUAUUGUGAAUAUCUUAUAUAUUACGUGACCCAAGUACAGUGUGAAUGGCCUGCACUUAAAAAAGAGUAUGCACAGGAUGUAACUCCUGUUUAUGCUAUGGUGUUGGCUGAUACGCAUUUAUUAGGGUCUCGGAACGGCCACUGGUUUGAUAAAUGGAGAAGAGAGUGGCAGAUGCAUAGAGCUUUCCAAACAGCUAUGACUUUACAUGGGCCUGAAGCUGUGUUUGUGUUAGGUGAUCUUUUUGACGAAGGGAAAUGGUGUCCUGAAAAGGAAUUUAAUGAGUAUGUGGACAGAUUCCACAAACUUUUCAGAGUACCUGAAGGUACAGCUAUGUACACAGUUGUGGGCAACCAUGAUAUUGGAUUCCAUUAUAGGAUAACCCCGCACCUGGCGUACCGCUUCGAGAGCAAGUUAUCUGCGCCUCCGGUCCGCCUUGUUACCAUCAAAGACAAUCAUUUUGUCCUUAUCAACUCUAUGGCGAUGGAGGGAGACGGCUGCUCACUCUGCUCACGGGCGAUUAAUGAAAUAGAAAGAAUAGAAGAUAUUUUAAAAUGUAGCAGUGGUUCAACUCUUUGUAAAGGCAAUGUUGUAUUGAAAAAAUACAGUAGACCAAUCAUUAUGCAGCAUUAUCCAUUAUAUCGUGAGUCUGAUAGCAUUUGUACUGAGCCCGACGCGGCGCCUCUACCAGACCGGAAUUCCUUAUUCGAAGAGCGCUGGGACUGCCUCUCGAGGGAAUCCACAGAAUACCUCGUCGAGAGGCUUCGCCCUCGCUCGGCGUUCGGAGGUCACACUCAUCACAGCUGUGUGGUUCGCCAUAGCUUCGUACCUACGGCCGAUCAUAAGAUAGAGUUCACUGAAUACACAGUGCCUUCGUUUUCUUGGAGAAACAGACUGGACCCGAAGUAUUAUUUGUUAACUAUAACACCCGAAGAAGUGAGGGUGUCGAAAUGCGGGUUGCCCCGGGAGUGCACGCUGCAGGCUACAGCUGUCGUCAUGCUGUUGGCGCUUCUGAUCUACUUGAGGGUCUACUACAAUAGAACGAAGAACUAUAACCAGAAACAUUUAUUCGGAAAGAAGGUCUGAUAACGUCGAAAGAAGUACAACACAUAGCAACUACCUCGUGGACCGCGGUGUUUUGAUAAUACUCGGUUGUUUAAUAUUAAAAAAUAGUGAUAAC